Magnolia sinica is the source of this 1188-nucleotide messenger RNA. RefSeq names its product disease resistance protein RPS2-like. Bases 1 to 1188 code for a protein of 395 amino acids. Lineage: Eukaryota; Viridiplantae; Streptophyta; Magnoliopsida; Magnoliales; Magnoliaceae. The transcript has a single exon. The record is from RefSeq and is a predicted model, not a curated record.
AUGGAGACUCCUCAAUGCCCCAACCUCUUAACCUUGAUGCUCCAAUGGAAUCAUUGUGAAAAGAUCCACACUGAUUUUUUUCAGUUGAUGCCUCUUCUUAGGGUCUUGGAUCUGUCAGGUACAUCGAUCAUUCUGUCUGAGCUUCCGGCAGGGAUCGGUAACUUGGCAGAGCUAAGAUAUCUCAAUCUAUCAGCCACAGGUAUAACAUCAUUGCCUGAAGAGAUAGGAAAUCUAGUAAAGAUGAGGCAGUUGGAGUUAGAGAGUACAUUGUGUUUGGAAAGAAUUCCUCAUGGGCUAAUCUCCAGACUUCCUGAGUUAAGAGUCAUUAACCUAUUUGGAAGUUUGUAUUUUAACUGGGAAGAAGGGAGCAGUGGAUUCAAUAUCACUGAGUUGGAAGGCCUGGAACGUUUAAUUCAUCUUGGAAUCACCAUAUCAACUGUGCAUUCUCUUGAAAGGUUACUUGGCUCUAGCAAGAUGCGGAACAUGAUUCAGUAUCUACAACUGACAGGGUGCAAGGGCCGGACUAUCUCCACCCAACUAUCAUCUCGUCUUACAGUAAUGAGGAAUCUUAAAAGACUUUUUAUUGAAGAUUCCAGAACGUUGGAGGAGGCGACGAUUGGUGCAGAUGGGGAGAGCGAUUAUGAUUAUCCUGCUUCGAGCUUAGAAUGGCUCCGAUUUGAUUGUCUCUCAGUCUUAAAUUGCAUUCGUGUGGGCCGCAUAUGCUUCAGAAGCCUGAACCGUAUACAUAUUUCCAAUUGUUCUAAGUUAAAGAAAAUCGUUGGUUUGCUACAUCUUGAAAGUCUCGAAACAAUUGAGAUAAGGAGUUGUGAUGUGCUAGAAGAAGUAAUAAGCAAGGCAGCUGAUGAAGAAGAGGUGGGAGAUAAAGGGCUAAUGCAACUGAAAGCUAUAAAGCUGGAGGACCUUCCAAAACUGAAGAACAUCUGUAGCUAUGCAAUGGAUUUUCCUUCCUUGGAGGCAGUCGAGGUGAUUAACUGCCCAAAGUUGAAGAAGCUCCCUCUUUCUCUUCAUAGCACUCAGAAUUCUCUACCGGAGACACGUGGGGAGAAAGAAUGGUGGGAUGGUUUAGAGUGGGAAGAAAAUGACAUCAAGUCCAGUUUGCUUCCUUCAUUCAAAGAUAUAAAAAAAGAUCGCAUGGCUAAUAGAGAACUCUCAUAUAUGUUGCGGUGA